AUGCAGACGGAGAAAGGGGAAGAGGUGUCGUCAUCCGACUCCCAAGUCCGCAUCACCGCCCUCACCACCACCGGCGACGGCUGCCCCGCCGGCACCUACUCCACCUCCAUCAACGCCGCCGGCACCAUUGCCACCCUCGGCUUCGACGCCUACCAGGCCGCCGUCGGCCCCGGCGUCCCCGGCUCCGACCGCGAGAAGCACUGCGAGCUCUUCGUCACCCUCCGCUACCCCGUCGGCUGCACCGUCGCCACCCUCACCACCACCCACCACGGCUUCGCCCUCGCCCAGUCCGGCGUCUCCGCUACCAUCGCCUCCACCUACAACCUCUCCCCCGGCUCCCUCACCAACGGCAGCCCCGCCAGCACCGUCCUCUCCGGCGCCGCGUGGGUCAACGGCGACACCUACACCCGCAACGACGUCACCCCCGCUCGUGUCUCCGUCGUCAGCCAGCAGCAGCGCGACGUCAGCUUCACCGUCCGCAGCAGGCUCUUCGUCUCCGCCAACAGCUCUACCCGCGAGGGUCUCGUCACCGCUGACGAUGUCACCUUGACCGUCACCAGCCAGGCUGCUUGCUAG
Molecule: messenger RNA, 576 nt
Organism: Parascedosporium putredinis
Lineage: Eukaryota; Fungi; Ascomycota; Sordariomycetes; Microascales; Microascaceae
Source: the annotation of a GenBank genome assembly